GCACUCACUCAAAUCGAUUGCUCUUUGGCAAUGGCAUAAAUCAGCCGUUGCUUCACUCUUCGCUCAUAACUUAACGUAGUUAAAUAAGAUGGUUUUUCUUAAUUAUUCAUCACUUUGUGCUUAAUAUUUCGACGUCGUCUUCUACUACUUAUGAUUAUUACUUAUAUUUCUAGCCUAGUUCAUAAAUGACAUUGCGCUAUUCAAUGCCUUAAUCCCCUAUCAACGCGCUUUCGCAGCGAACUCGUGUAUAACCGUUGACUUGUCACAACGUUACAGUGGUUGCCCACAACUCAACGGCGACUUUAUGGUAUAUGUGGGGGAAGAAACGUGCGGUGCGCUUUAGGAGACACAACAACAAUACUACUAAUGUAACGACUAGCUGACUGCCUGUGGCGUCUGCAUUAUUGGAGCUGUUAUUACACGAGCACACUCCUCCGAUGAAACAGCCAGCCAGCCAUCCAAGCAUUCUACGUGCUCCGUGACUACCUACAUACGACAGAUGCAAUGUGAGCACUCUCUUGUGCUCUCUGCGGUCUACUGUUUAUCUGCCUUGGCUAGUGUGCCUUCAUUGCCUCGAAUUUGCAGCUACAAGCCGUAUACAUACAUAUAUUCAGAGAUAUUUGUGUAGUUGUACGCUUCCAAGUCGUUCAGCAGCGCAUGCAUUGGCCUUCCCCCAAAGCGUGUAUGUAACGUAACAUAUCUGAGUGUAUGUGUGUGCUGUAGUUGUCUACCGUAAGGCUGUUGAUUCUGUUAACGCACUGUUAUUGCUCUGUGCACUGUUCAGCCUUCCGCCUGCUUGCCGUCUGUCAAUUGAAAUCAGUCGGUUUGCCACAAUCAGCCGAACCAAACAGCCAUUUGACGGGUAGACUACAGUUCAGUUCACUGUGAACGUGAGAACCGUGUGGACGUGCUUCGAAAUAAACGCGGAACAUUUGUUUUCACCACAAACACUAAACGGCAACUAACUAGCUAGCUGGCUAGAGCUCUAUCUGUCUACAACAAACACAAAGCAAAGAGACUCUCACUUACAUGAAAAGCAAGAGCCAAACACACAGACUCACGGCAACAGCACAGUGGCAAACUGGAGAAGAACAACAGCAACAACAAAUACAAAUGUAUUACUAGCGUAUGAACGGUAGUAGUAAUGGCAACAGCUGAACUGUAACUGAACAACAUAAUCAUAAUUAAUUAAUUGUGUGUGUUGAUAACAAUAACUGCUACCACAACAACAGCAAGAAUAUGUUAAACGCAAAUUGUGUAAAUUUGUAAAUUUUGAAAAUAUUUUUUUGGACAAUUAAUUAAGUGAAAUUUUUAAAAUUAUUUAAAAAAAUCUCUUGAGGAGCAACAAUAAAAAACACUAAAAAAAUAAGAAAUUUGUGCAGCAUUUUGUAAAUUAUAAUUUGUAUAUACUAUGUUGGAAAUUGUGAAAAACGUAUUAACAGCAAUUGAAGAGAUUACAUUUACAAACAAAUUAAAUUAACAUAAAUCAAACAUUUGCGAAACAUCAAAAACCAAAACGUGAAAAUUCAAAAGGCCGUGGAUUAUUUUGAAUUUUUCAACGUUUUAAAUCACUAUAUGUUAGCAAAUAAAUUAACAAUUUGUAGAACAUAAAAAAUACAAAAAUAAUUAAUUUUAUUUAUUGUAUAAAAUUCAAAGAUAUUUAAAAACUCAAUUAAAUAGCAGCAAUACAACAACUAAAAACAUAUUUGAGUGAUUCAAUUAUUGACUGCUAAUUAAGUGACAAAACGUGCAUUACAUUGAAUCAGCCACAGCGUACAUACACACGCAUUUACAUAUGUACAUAUGUUAAAACUAGUGGGAUUGUGUAUUUUAUUUGCAUAAAAGUGAUAAAAAUUAAAAAAAUAAGCAAACAUCAACUGAAUGAAAAAUUUUGCAAAAUAUUUGUGUGAAAGACCAAAAGUGCAAUAAGCUAAACACUUAAAUAACAAUAAAAAGUGUAUGAAAAAAAAUUGCUAAACAAAUUUGUGUGUGCUUUUUUACAACUGAAAGAUUUUCUUCUACAUAAGUGGCAAGUGAGAAAAUGUUCUAUGUGAUUUAAAUUAAAAUUGAAUAAUUCAGUGACAAAACUGCUACAAGCACAUAGCCAAAGGCCAAAGCUAAAAAUCAAAACAAAUCAGCAAUCUGCCACAGUUGCAGCAACAACAACAGCAAUAAAAAUAAUUAAGUAGAAAUAAAUUGUGGUUUGCCUUGCAACAGACAAGAGCAGCAGCAGAAGCACCAGCGGCAGCGGCAGCCAACUAACAACAAAUUGCGAUUGCAGUGAUCUAUCACAGCAACAACAAACACACAAAAAACGACAAACGUUAAAACAAUCACGCAAGCAAACAAACACACACACACCCAAGCACGGCAGCCAAGUGGUUGAACAAGUUUUUCUGCGCUCUUAAAUAGCUGUGUAACGCUCUUAAGUUAAAUGCACACAAUAUAAAGCAAGAAAAAGUUAACAACUAAACGAUAAAGAACAAAAACCUCAAAGUGUAGCAAAUUUAAAGUAAUUUUCACGAUAAAAAAAUUAACAUUAAAAAAACGGCCUAGAAAUAACUAGCAUAUCGUUUUUGAAAGUCACUUAAGUUGCCCUUAACAGGCACACACACACAAGCGUACAAACGCUGGCCGUGGCGAAAAUUUUCUCAAAAACUUACUACAAGUCCACUCGAAGGGUGAAGUCUGUGACUUAGUGGCAAAUUACCACACGCUACGUUACUCAACUUCACUGCGCCAGACUCACCACACUCGACGAGUCGCCAACCACCACACAGCGUACAACACGGCGCAGCAGUGGAGCAGAAAUUUUGUGCGAGAAAUUCAAUUAAAAGUCAAAGCGAGUAAAGAAGUGGACACAACAACAAAGCAAUAAACAAACAACAAGCAACAACGCACACACUUACGAAGGUGAAGCAACAACACUUGUUGUUGUUAUUGUUAUUGUACAUUAAGCUACACGCAAUUAAAGCAAACGCAAUACAGCAAAAGUAACAGCAACACCAACUACAAACAACAACAACAAACAACCAAAGCAAAAUGACCUUGCCGACAACAACAACAGUAAACGGUUGCGACGACGAUUCGGAUAUGUUUGGCCCGCCACGCUCCUCACCCAUCGGCUAUCAUCAUCAUCGCUCGCGUGUGCCCAUGAUAUCGCCAAAGCUGCGUCAACGCGAAGAACGCAAACGCAUAUUGCAAUUGUGUGCGCACAAGUUGGAGCGUAUCAAGGAUUCGGAGACGAAUCUGCGCCGCAGCGUGUGCAUCAAUAAUACAUAUUGCCGUCUAACCGAUGAGCUGCGACGGGAGAAGCAGUCACGCUAUCUGGCGAAUUUGCCGAGAUCCGAGGUGAAACCGGAAAGUGCACGCGAUAACAUUUUCAAUCCAUAUAAUAGCUGCGGCAUUGACAACUCCAAUUAUCAGCCAUCGAACAAAUCCGCCUGCAAUGAAGUCGCUAACUCUGCAAACAACAACAAUGCUCUCAACAAUGUACGCACUCACAGCAGCACGGAGUGUGAACUGGUCUUCAGGGGCGAUGAAAAUAAUCUCAACUGCAGCAACAGCAACAAACUACACUCGUCCACCAACAGCGAUAUUGCCAACUCAUCAUCUCUCAAUGGCGACGUCAUCAACGCCAACAACAACUCCACCACCACCGCCAACAUCUCACAUGCGACUGCCAACCAUAGUACCGCCAACAAUGCCUCUUCCACCGCCACUUGCACGCACAACUCCACCGCUAAUUCGUCAACUCCAACACACACACGCAAACGUCAACUGUGCAGCAGCAAUCUCGACAAUGACCUAGAAAUACUCGACCGGGAAUUGAGCGAAAUCAAUGCGCCUAUGCCACUAAUUGACCCCGAGAUCACACAGGGUGCUGAGCAGCUGGAGAAAGCCAUCUCGUCGCGCAAGCGUUUGCGCAGCGAGGACGAAAGCGAUCGUUUAGUACGCGAAGCGCUCUCGCAAUUCUACAUACCGCAGCAGCGUCUCAUUUCCGCCAUCGAGGACUGUCCACUUGACGUGGUGAGCGUUGGCGGCGGCAUGGGCGUCGGCGUGGGCUUAGGCCUAGGCAUGGGUGUGGGUAUGGGCAUGGGUCCAAUGUCCCCGAGCAAACGUCAAAAGCUCGGCAAUGGCACUAACGAGCUCGAACUGGAGUUCGAUCUGAAUCAGAAUCAAAAGGAUUUUGAGGUAAUCAUGGAUGCACUGCGUUUGGGCACGCCAAGUCCAACACCGAGUGUGGGCAGCGACUCAUGCGGUCAGGCGGCGAUGAUGAGUGAAUCGGCCAGUGUGUUCCACAAUCUGGUGGUCACCUCAUUGGAGACAUGAAAGUAUCAGUAAAAGACAGACAACUUGCGAGUUGCGCAGGAUUAGCAUUGGGAAGAGAGAGUGAGAGUGAGAUGGAGAUUGGCGUAAGUCAAAAGCGAGAUUUAAGAUUAGGCGUGGAUGGUGGCGUAUUAAAUCUUCGGAACAGGUAUUAAAAUGGUGUACGCAGCAUGCUGUCAGCCUUUUCACACUGUGAAUUUAUGCGCGUCGAAUGCCAAUUAUGCCAAUAAAAAGCAUUUCUACGAACGCAACAUUAAGUUUAGCAAAAUGUUUGCAAACCCAACAUUGAAUAUUUAUGUUAGUUAAAAAACAUGCUUAAAUUAAAAAACAAAAAAAAACGUUAAAGUGGAAGCGGAAACGUACGUACAUAAUUUACAAAAACAAGAAAUUUGGCCAAACGCAAAACAAAUGUGAGAACCGGCCGCACACUUUUUGUAACUAAAAUAAAGUGAAAAACUCUUAAUUCUAAGUAUUUAGUAUUUAGCAUUUAGCUUAAGACAUUUUCCACAAAUAUGAUUAAUUUUUAAACAAGCAAAAAGGAUAACAAAAAGCAUAUACAAGUGCACAUAAAACAUAAUAUAUACAACAUUAUAUACAUACAUACAUGCAUACAUAUGUAUGUUCAUAAGUUAGACAUUAAGUAAAACUAAAUCAAAGAAAAUGUAGUCAAACAGCAGACAACAGACAUACAGACAUACACACUCUUAUAUAUAGAUGUAUGUAUGUUUGUAGCGCAAGCGAGUCAUGUGACAGUAAAAUAUGUAGAGAUCAAACAGCUAUUGAAGAGCAGCAACAGUUUGUAUUUUACAAAAGUUUUUUCAAAUUUCGCUACGACAACAGAAUCAAAAUUGCUUAACUUUAUUGAAAUUAUGCUUUCAACUGGAUCGCAAGCUACUUUUUGAUAGAGUAGACUCAGAAGUUUUGUCGAAAUACUUUCCAAAGCUUAUAUAAACGCUGAAUGAAUAUAUAUUUUUCUGCAAAACGCAAAGCGAUGUCAGUUUCCUAGUCAAAAUGCAAAUAAAGGAAUUUUUUCAGUUUUAUCAUGGUUUCACAUGGCACAGUGACAAACAAAGACAAUGCAAAGCAAAGAAAGUGCGUAAAUGAAAAAAAGCAAAUUGCAAAACAUUUACAACAAAUAACAAUAUUUUCAGUAAGCAUGUUAAAGGCAAUGGUGACCUUUUGACGGUCAAUGUUAUUGGAUAGUCUAAGUUUCUUACUGAUUUUGUUAUACUUGUUUUAUUGUUAAAUCAGUGAAGAAACAGAAACAAAAAUAAAAAAAUAAAUAAAAAUAAAAAUAAUCUAAAGCGCUUGCGCGGCAGAUUUCUCCCAUACAAGCCCAAUCAAGUUUCUGAGGACACUGUAAUUUUUCUAUAUUUUUUAUUUAAAAAAAUUCAUUUAUUUUCAUUUAUUUAAUUCGUUAUUAUUAUUUUCGUUUUUUUUAUAUUUUUUAUACAUUUAUAUAUUAUUAACUCUUUUUUUUUAAUUACAAGUCUACCAUUUGUAUGUUCUAAGUCCCUAUGUUCCAUCCAGGAACUAUGGAUUCUUUAGCUGGCAGCAAGUUUACUACAACACUUUAACACCACUUCAUUAAAACCAACUCGUAUCAACAACCCUACUCACAGUUUAAACUGCGAAACACUCAAAGAAGUUUUUAGCAAUGCAAAGCAAAAAGAAAUCAAUAAAUUUUCAUUUCAAAAGUGCAAUUAAAAAAUUUUUUUAUGAAACAAAAAUUUAGAAAUACAAAUUAAUGCAAAUUAUACACAAAAACGCCGUUAAGCCUAGACUUGCAACAAACAAACAAAAUGUAAAUGUAAACAAUGUAAAAGCUUUUACAAAAUUUUGUGUUAUUUUCAAUUGUUAAUAGAGAAAUAUGGCAUGUAUGUAUAAACAUUAAAAUUGUUGUAAUAGUUUAAAGAAGCAAACAAGUUUGUAAUAAAAAUAAUAGCAGAAAAACGGGUUGAAGAAAAUUUGUUUAUUUCAAAUAAUGGCUGUGAUAGUAUUAUUAAGUUAAUAUUAGUAAGCAAAACAGGCAAAACAUAAAAGGCAAAGCAAACAGAAAGAAAAAAUAAAAUUAAAAAAAAAACACAAAAACAAUUGUAAAAAUAAAAAUAGCAAAACAAAAAACAAACAAAAAAAUAAAAAAUAUACAUAUAUAUAAUAUUAAUUUAAAUAAAACUUUAGAUUUAAUUUAAAAUUAAAUUACUGAAACAAUGGAAAAGCAAAAUACUUAAUUUUUUAAGCUAAACAGUACACAAACGCAAGUAUUAUAAGUAAAAAAACAAAAACAAAAACAAAAAA
Molecule: messenger RNA, 6627 nt
Organism: Zeugodacus cucurbitae (melon fly)
Lineage: Eukaryota; Metazoa; Arthropoda; Insecta; Diptera; Tephritidae
Exons: 2
Coding region: 3043-4332 (429 amino acids)
Source: RefSeq, a predicted model, not a curated record